GCGCCGCGUCACUGGUGUCACUCUCCUCCAUCCCCACCAGCGCGGCAGCCGCCAGCCAUGGAUCCACCGACCAGCGAGGCGCACCGGAGCUCCGACGACGAGGCGGCGGGCUUCUUCCGCGCGGCCCCGCCCCUCCGCGGCCGCGACGCCGUCGCCGCCAGCCUCGCCGCCUUCGUCGCCCGCCACCACGCCGGCACCGGGGGAGGAGGAGGAGGUGGAAGCCCCCCGGCGGUGGCCGGGGUGGUCUGCGUCACCUCCGGCGGCACCACGGUGCCCCUGGAGCAGCGCUGCGUGCGCUACAUCGACAACUUCAGCUCCGGCCAGCGCGGGGCCGCGUCCACCGAGUAUUUCCUCAAGGCCGGUUACGCCGUCGUCUUCGUCCAUCGCCGCGGGAGCAAGCAGCCUUACUGCAGGUUUCUUCCGGAGGACUCGUUUCUCGACCUUUUCGAGCUCGGCGAAGGAUCAGAGAUCCAAGUCCCAGAGUCUCACACAGCAGUGGUCAAGACAGCGAUUAGCAGUUAUCGCAAGGCAAUUGACGAAGGUCUACUUCUGAAACUUCCUUUCACUACGAUUUUUGAGUACCUUCAGUUACUGCAGCUUGUAUCCACUGCUAUGAAUUGCUUGGAGCGCCAUGGAAUGUUUUAUUUUGCUGCUGCAGUGUCUGACUUCUAUGUUCCAUGGGAGAGUAUGGCUAAACAUAAAAUCCAGUCAGCAGGUGGCCCUUUAAACAUGCAGCUCAAUCAAGUUCCUAAGAUGCUUUUCAUCCUCAGAAACCAUUGGGCUCCUUCUGCUUUUUGUGUAUCCUUCAAGCUCGAGACGGAUCCAGACAUCCUUAUACAGAAGGCAGAGGCGGCUUUGAGAAAGUAUGGUAUGAAUGUGGUGGUGGCGAACGAGCUAGCGAACUACAAGGACGUAGUUGUCAUGGUCACAAGCAGCGGGAAGACAACCGUGAGCAGGCGGAGCAAGGAAGACGACCUAGAAGAGCAGCUCAUCGGUCUCCUGGUUAAGAUGCAUUCAGAUCACGCUAAGCAGUCCAAUCCAGACCAGGAAACUUGAGCUGUUGUCUUAAUGAUGACGAAUAAGGAGCUGCUACAAGUUAUUGAGCUCAUUGGUCUCCUGGUUUAGUUAACGUACCGGCAAGCAGAGUAGCAUUUCCUUUUGAGAAUCGCACGUGCGAUCACCUCCCUUAUCACUUAUGUUAUGCUACGCCAGAUGAGAUGCCUGCCUUUAUCGGCGUGGGCGGUGGUUUGGAUUGGACAAGUCUCGCCAAUUCAAACUCCAAAUCUGAAAUGUACUAUUGUGAGUGAGUGAACCAAAUUCGACCAACGAAAUCCAAGGCUCCUUUGCCUGGACUGCA
Hordeum vulgare subsp. vulgare (domesticated barley) is the source of this 1357-nucleotide messenger RNA. RefSeq names its product phosphopantothenate--cysteine ligase 2-like. Gene Ontology annotation, molecular function: phosphopantothenate--cysteine ligase activity. The transcript is spliced from 9 exons. The coding region runs from base 58 to 1056 and encodes 332 amino acids. Gene Ontology annotation, biological process: coenzyme A biosynthetic process. The record is from RefSeq and is a predicted model, not a curated record. Lineage: Eukaryota; Viridiplantae; Streptophyta; Magnoliopsida; Poales; Poaceae. Gene Ontology annotation, cellular component: cytoplasm; nucleus.